CACAGUGAUGCAGUCUAUUCACGGCUCCAUCUGAGACCUUACGAUCAACCAUGGUCAACACUUCUUGAAGGCUUCAGCUCUCCUCAGCUUUUGGGACUCCGCUUGGGCUGAUCUUGCCCUAUACUUGAUCUCCUUCGUCCCUUGCGACGACAAUGGAGACGACUCUGCUCAAUCACUAUAAGCUACCCUCGCUUGACCCGUCAGAAUGGCCGGCUGAUAAAGAUUUCGAGGACAGCUCAGAUGAUGAGCCGGUCUCAUCAUCUGUUGGCGUGCAAAAACGUGCAUCAAAGUCCCGAUACUCGGCACUGAACCGUAAUGCCACGCUUCGAUCAAGCGUACCUGGUGCCGAGAGGAGCAAAGAUGGAAAAGAAAAUCUAGUGCAAAAGGACGAACCGGAUCCUUUGGGCGGAUCUCAGAGUGUUAUACAAGUAUUGCGACUUCGGGGCUUGCCAAUUGAAGAUGACUGGAAGCUGCGAAAUCGCUUUUUGCUAUCUUCAACGACGUUUUCACCGCCUAUGUUUCUGUCAGAAGUUCAUAACCGUGCAUCGACCGAUGAUUUGCUACGCGGUCUGGAGUUCCUGUCACAGUCUAUCGAGAAGAAGUCUGCGUCGCUGAAGGUCCUCGUUGAAUCGAACUUUGAACGCUUUGUCAAGGCUAAAUCUACCAUAGAUAAUGUAUACAAGGAGAUGAGAGAGCAUGGUCAGGAUCUAGAGAAGCCGAGGUCCCCAGGAUCGCACAGCAGGGCACACUCCCGGCAGCUUAGCAGAAACAGUGUACACUUUCGACGCACAAGCGGCAACCAGUCCUUCAGCCCGGGUCUAACAGUGGAUACAAACUAUAACCUGAAAAGAAAGAAUGCUUUAAUCAAAGAAUCGGAUUAUGGCGUUUUGCCUAUCAAAGUCCCCUUGCUGGAACUAAGCACCAAAGUCGAGGAAUUAUGGGGCCCUGCUUUGGGUGGUCGGGAGAAGGAGGAGAGCCUCAAAGCGGUUCUUGCCUGUGUUGAGAAGAAUCGAUCUUUGUUCGAGCUCGGAACCGUCGUCAGAGACGCCAUCAAACGACGGGACAACGAAGCGCUGGUAGAGGCCUACAAGUCAGCGAAGGAUUAUGCAGAUCAGGCUAGGAAAAUUGUGGACAGUGCGGUUGCAAGUCGUACUUCCUUGAAAGAUGCGGAUCUCCACCAAGUCAUUGUAACAGCGCGAAUGUGGGCAGAUAUUGAAGAGCAGAUCGAAGUCUUCAAACGUGACGUAUGGCGCAGACUUGCGGGCACGCAUUUCUCCAAGCAUGAUUCGGAACCAAUGCGCAAGCAAGACGAGCAUUUGGAACUGAUCAGUAUUCUUCUAGAGCUUGGGGUGGACGACAAUCCAAUCAACAUUUGGCUGAUAAGUCGGUACGACUUCUUGAAGACCAAGAUCGACGCUGCAUUUGAAAGGAUGAAGGUUGAAGUUGAAAUUCUUCGAAGGCAUGUUUCAAACGAUAAUCGUCCAACAAAUUUUCAAAUGGCUAGUUAUCUGCGCAAUGCUACUCCGGAUGGAAAACUGAGCAAAACAGACGGUAUCGACGCUCCACGAAUUAUUGAAAUCUGGGAACAUAUACAAGGAAUGCUUGACUCUAUUCUAUCCACUAAUGGUGGAAUCUUGGGUGAAGUCAUUGAAUUCUGGGAGACCGCUCAGGGCUUCAUUGAUGGUCGGACGCAGCGCACACUUCCCAUUGGCAUUGAUGGCGACAGCCGUAAGCAUCAUCGUCUGUCGACCGAUGGCGUUAAGCACUUAACUAGCGGUGCACUUGAACUAGUCAUGAAGAUUCGGGAGGAGUUGAGGGCCUUCUUCGCAGAGCCUCCGCCAGAAGAUCUAUCUCUUCUGCUGUCACCUUUGCCUCCCGACUCGCCCAUGACGCCUAACUCUAAUGUGUUAUCGCCGAGUGCGCUUUCACCAGUGUGGAACAAAUUUGAUCCGACCAAACUUCCUCCUCCUUCACCUCGCAGAGGAGAAUCGUGGGAAAAGUACGGAUUUUGGCCACCCUACGCGAGUUCAAUAAGCGGUUCUUACUACCUAAGCAAAUUCUUAGCUAUGAUCGGCACAGCUUCUUGUGAGAUGGCAGGUCUGAGUGUUGUAAAGGCCGGUCGUAACAACGUAGAUGACAUAAAAAAGACGCUUGGAGAAAUUCGUGAGCGAUGUCUAUCGGCUACGUUAGCGGCAUGGUCUCUAGACUCCGAAAACUGCAGAAUGCUAGAAGAUUGGACACGCUCGUCUGAAAGGCACGACCUCACAAACAUGCCGGUGCGAUUCCGCAAUUUCCAAGGGUUCUUGCUAUCAAAUAUACAGCAAAUCAUGUACAUAUCUGAGGCCUCUCGUCGAUCGGAAACAUCUGAUGUCAUUGUACCACCUUCAACAAAAUUACUGCAAGGUGUUAGGUCCCAAUUCGUAGCGAGCAUCUAUCGAGCACUACGUGGCAUGGUACAGAAUGCGGAAAGUCCGGAAAAGGGUGAAGGGACCUGGGACACUGAUGCAGACGGUCUCAUAGUCAGGCGCAAUAUUGAUGAAGCUCUUGACGGAAGCUCAAGACAUCUCGAUUCGUCUAAUAAGAAGAUUCGCAUACUCAUUACGCUAAGUAAUGUGCAAAACCUCCGCAACGACAUAAUUCCUCACUUGAUUGCCCAGUUUGAGACAAACUUUAGCGUGCAACUCACCGAUGAAUCAAAGUCAAUACAAGAAGCACUAGGCAAGAUCGACACGGAUCUUUUCCGCUUCUACACCGAACCAAUCACCAAAAAGCUAGAGAGUAUCAUAAAGGAGAGCAUAACCUCACCAUCAUGGGUGCCUUCACCAGAAGCACCUCGGCCGGAAGACGCAAAACCCUACGUGUACGAAGCAUUACUCCAACUUGUCCUUGUUCAUUCAGAAGUCAGCACAACUGCGUCACCGCUCACCUCGCCCAUUCUCAAGCAUCUUCUCGAGGCCAUAUCUGAGUUUCUCAUGGACGCCUUCAAAUCGCGGUCACAAUAUUCGCUCGCUGCCCUUCGACAGGCCACCCUUGAUGUAGAAUUUUUGGCUCAGACCAUGAGCAAUUACACAACAGAUAAGGCAAGUGCAACUCAGAAUGCAAUCUAUGUUGCUCUGGACGAGCGAACCGACAACGAGGCUCGGCUUCAGCUUCAAGGAGAACUUCAAGAGAUGAGGAGUGCACUUAAAAAGCUCAGGGAAAAGACUAGGACAGAGUUCGCUUGUUUCAAGCGCAACAGGAGCGAAACGGUGAGCUCGAGGGGCGGGAAGAGGGAAUAAGAAAUGGCCAGCAUGCGUGACUACGCAAUACCCCCACUUUCUCAAGUUUUCACUCAAGACUGUCCCCUUUCACAAGUCGAAAUGCAUUGUAAAGAUCGGACGGACCACAUAUCCUAGGUUUGAUACCAUACGCUCAGGAAUUCUUGUCAAGUCUUUGGGGCAUAUUCUUGUGUAGAAAUGCCAAUCGAACUAGGAUUUUCGCUUCCUACGUGCUCCAGAGUGUACUUCGUGCAUCAUCAGGGGUUGAAUUCUUAGUGUUUGACAUUGUGUCAUGGAAUAGCUAUGGGCCGGAAAGUUGCCGGCGACUCAACCGUCUAUCUACGGGCAGUCCAUGAUCCCAGUCCUUUCAAUUAUUUAGAAAGGAAUCUUUCUGCCUUUUUGACAGAUCCCGUGGUCUGAUAUGCGAGCUUCUGAUGAUUCGACGCUGCUGCCUGGACAAUUGUAGGGUCAAUUUGAUGGGAAGCCAAAACAUUCUAACCCAAACAAUCCACGCGAUCCAAACCUUGUGCGAGGAAUGGUGAUCAGAUAUUAGUCUACUUUGAAUGUAAACAGCUUCAAGUGAAAUUACGCGCGCCUUAUUCUCAAUGUCGAUACUCUG
Messenger RNA from Verruconis gallopava, 3876 nucleotides. RefSeq lists its product as uncharacterized. The coding region runs from base 153 to 3278 and encodes 1041 amino acids. Gene Ontology annotation, biological process: Golgi to plasma membrane transport; exocytosis. The transcript has 3 exons. Gene Ontology annotation, cellular component: exocyst. Lineage: Eukaryota; Fungi; Ascomycota; Dothideomycetes; Venturiales; Sympoventuriaceae. The record is from RefSeq and is a predicted model, not a curated record.